Messenger RNA from Arvicola amphibius (Eurasian water vole), 555 nucleotides. RefSeq names its product GON7 subunit of KEOPS complex (gene Gon7). The transcript is spliced from 3 exons. The record is from RefSeq and is a predicted model, not a curated record. The coding region runs from base 56 to 349 and encodes 97 amino acids. Gene Ontology annotation, cellular component: EKC/KEOPS complex. Lineage: Eukaryota; Metazoa; Chordata; Mammalia; Rodentia; Cricetidae.
UUCCGCUUCCGGGUGGCGAGUCUCUGUGGCGCGCUGUUGAAGCUAAGUGGUCGCCAUGGAGCUGACGGGCGAGUACGUCGGGUGUGACGGGGAGCCCCGGCGACUGCGAGUAUCCUGUGAGGCGUCGGGGGACGCGAACCCUCUCCAGAGCCUGUCGGCGGGUGUGGCCCGGAUGAAGGAGCUGGUAGCCGAGUUCUUCGGGCCCCUCGUGGAGCGGGACGCACCGGGCGCGACAGUGGAUCCGGAGGACGCUGUGGAUGGAUCGAAUGUUGAGGUUGCCAUCUUGUGCAGAGAUGGGUAUUUUGCCUGCCGUGUAUGUAUGUCUGAACACCACUUCUCUGUUUUCUAAGGCCAGAAGAAGGCAUCAGAGCCGAGCAGGCAGUGGUCUUAACCACUGAUUUCUCCAGCCCCAACUUUGUUAAUAGAAAAAAUAUUUUGUAGUCACUAUGUACCCAUGGUUGUCCUUGGAACUAUUAGACCUGCUGACUUUGAAUUUGCAGAGAUCUGACCACCUCUGCCUCAGCAGUGCUAAAAUUAAAGAAAUGUGCCACUAUA